This is a messenger RNA of Sander lucioperca (pikeperch), 1825 nucleotides long. RefSeq names its product tRNA-dihydrouridine(20a/20b) synthase [NAD(P)+]-like. Lineage: Eukaryota; Metazoa; Chordata; Actinopteri; Perciformes; Percidae. Gene Ontology annotation, molecular function: flavin adenine dinucleotide binding; tRNA dihydrouridine synthase activity. The record is from RefSeq and is a predicted model, not a curated record. Bases 241 to 1686 code for a protein of 481 amino acids. The transcript has 13 exons. Gene Ontology annotation, biological process: tRNA processing.
UAUAGGUUCAGAGGUCGUAAACACACGCCUACAUUAUUUUUCCCGCAUGGUGGACUGUCGUUGUUUAUUAUUGUUCUGCAAACCUAGUUAUAUACUAUGGUUAUAUAUGUGUAUGUGUAUGUUACUGUGUGGGGUUUUACGGCGUAAUUGUUGUCGUCUUUGAAACAAUGAAAUAGAUGUCAGACGUCACAACCUAUCCAUGAACGAAACUACUCUUGUAUUUGAGCUUGUUAGCUUGUUAUGUUAGCUAGCUUACAACGCUACUGGAGAGAAAUGAAGACCUCUAACGGUAACACCAGUAUCAUGGACAUGUUUGAAAAGGGAAAGGUCCUGAAAAUAUGUGCUCCAAUGGUUCGAUAUUCAAAGCUCGCAUUCAGGUCCUUGGUGAGGAAAUACAACUGUGAUAUCUGCUUCACACCAAUGAUAGUCGCUGCUGACUUUAUGCGAUCUGUCAAAGCCAGAGACAGUGAAUUCACUACCAAUGAGAGUGACCGGCCUCUAAUAGUGCAGUUUGCCUCCCAUGAUGCCCAGACUCUGGCUGAUGCAGCCUGUGUGGUAGCACCUUUCUCAGAUGGAGUUGACCUCAACUGUGGCUGUCCCCAGAGAUGGGCUAUGUCAGCAGGGUAUGGUGCAUGCCUCAUUAACAAGCCUGAACUUGUCAAAGACAUGGUCAGACAUAUCAGAAACCAAGUGGACAAUCCAAACUAUACAGCGUCCAUCAAAAUAAGAAUUCACAAGGACCUGAGGCGGACAGUGGAUCUUUGCCAGAAGGCUGAAUCAGCAGGUGCGUCAUGGAUAACAGUCCAUGGCCGCACAGCAGAAGAACGCCACCAGCCAGUUCAUUAUGAUGCCAUUAAGACAAUCAAAGACAGCGUAUCCAUCCCUGUCAUUGCUAAUGGGGACAUAAAGUACCUCCGUGAUGUGGAGUCGACUCACCAGCUUACUGGUGUCGAUGGCUUUGCUAAAAGAAUGACGCUGCAAUGGACUGCUGUGGCCCUCUUUCUUUACGUGGAGAUGGGCAUUCUUGCCCUCCUCUGUUUACCCUUCAUCUCAGCAAGGAGGUGGCAGAGUAUUUUCCAGCUGAGGAUCUGGAGCUGUGUUGCGAGAUUCUGGAACAGAGUGUUUUACACAAUGAUCAUAGUACUCAUUGUUCUCUUCAUUGAUGCAGUGCGAGAGGUGAGGAAAUAUUCAGCUAAAGAACUUGGCACAGAUGCCAAGCUGCAACCGAACAUGUUUGAUCACCUGCACAUGAAGCUUUUCAGAGCCCAGAGGAACCUCUACAUCUCUGGCUUCGCUGUCUUCCUCUGGCUGGUUAUGAAGCGAGUGGUCACGUUGAUUAACCAACUGGCAUCACUAUCUGGCACUACGGCUGCUCUUCAAGCGCAGGCUGAGAAUGCUAAUCAGGUUGCCAAGAAAUACAAAGAGGACAAAGAGCUGCUGGAACAGACGCUGAUGAAAAGCAAGGGUGAUAAGGCUGUCGCAGAGGGCAUGCAGCUGUUAAGAAAAGAAGUGGAGAAACUUGAAGAAGAACUGAAGACCUCAGGAGAUGCCCUGAAGAACUCCAACUUAGAGGCAGAUGCGAUGAAGAGGCAGAUGGAUGGCCUCGCCAGGGAGUACGAAAGACUGCUGAAAGAACAUCAGGAGCUCCAGAAUCUUCACGAUAGUGGAAACAAAAAGGACGACUAGUUAUUGUAAAAUCCUUCUUAAGUGUUUACACAGCAAAUCAGCUCAAUCCAGAGAGAGCCACUGCCACACAUGCUUUACCUUCAUAUAACACCUUGUGUCAUAGUGCAAAUCAUAAAAACCAGGAUUGGCUCCUCUGAGA